GAUCUAUCCACAUCGUCUAGAAAUCUGUGGCGAGCACACCAGCGCUUGAAACGUAAAAUGCUGUCUUUGUCGUAAACUAGAAGGAAGCCAACUACACAAACAAACAACAGAAACAACUGCGUGGAUUUAAAGUCAUUAUAGAUUCACUGGGAUACCGUCGUUUCCUAAGGCGAUGGCAGCGUCUUCUUCGUCCUCUUCUGCGGGAGGUGUGAGUGGCAGCUCAGUCACUGGCUCUGGAUUCAGUGCUUCAGAGCUCAUACCCCCAAGGAAAGUCCUGUACACAUAUCCCAAAGGAGCAGGUGAAAUGAUGGAAGACGGAUCUGACAGAUUUUUAUGUGAGUCUGUAUUCAGCUACCAAGUUGCCUCAACACUCAAACAGGUUAAACAUGAUCAACAAGUGUCUCGAAUGGAGAAACUUGCAAGCCUGGUGGAGGAGCUGGAAGCAGAUGAGUGGCGGUACAAACCCAUUGAACAGCUAUUGGGAUUUACACCGUCAUAAAUAAAGAGAUCAAGAUGCCUUUGGUUAAUAAAUCAGCCAAAUAUAAGGAAAAGGGAAGGAGACGGAUUAUAUCAGUUCAUAAAUUAUAUUCCUCCUCUAUGGUUUUAUUCGAUAUAAUGUGAAAUGUUAUCUGGAGAUACUGAAUGUGAGAUGUAUUAUUUUGUCACUUUUACGAUCGUACGAGUAUGGUUUGCUUUUUUAAAAACAGCUUGUUAUAUUUGACCCAGCAUACCAUAAUAAACCCUUGUCAACAAAAAAAAAAUCUUAUAUUAAUAACUAAGCAAUUUAAAGUUUUGUAAUAGGCUGUUAAUAGAUUUUUCAGCUGGUUUAAGACAAAGUGUUCUGCCAGUCCAAUCUGCGCUAAGCCUCAGGCAAAAAAAAUAUAUUUGGUAAAGUAAUUAAUCUCUUAAAGUGAGGCAUUGUGUUUUCACAUGGCUGCACUGUAACUCAUAACUCUGAAAACCUGGUGCCUGUUCAGUCUAUCCUCCUCUCUGUGUGGGUCCUCAUCGCUGCUUGUUCCAACAGCCCUGAGAGAAAACAAAGAGAGCUUGUAAAUAAAGUCAUACUUGGACAUUU
Messenger RNA from Seriola aureovittata, 1075 nucleotides. It is a transcript of the gene anapc16, whose product is annotated as anaphase promoting complex subunit 16. Gene Ontology annotation, biological process: protein ubiquitination. The coding region runs from base 173 to 499 and encodes 108 amino acids. The record is from RefSeq and is a predicted model, not a curated record. Gene Ontology annotation, cellular component: kinetochore; anaphase-promoting complex; cytosol. NCBI's taxonomy places the organism in Eukaryota, Metazoa, Chordata, Actinopteri, Carangiformes, Carangidae. The transcript is spliced from 4 exons.